Molecule: messenger RNA, 1289 nt
Organism: Blepharisma stoltei
Lineage: Eukaryota; Ciliophora; Heterotrichea; Heterotrichida; Blepharismidae
Source: the annotation of a GenBank genome assembly
AUGUACAGGAUUAUUUUAACCCCAGUAGCCAAAUAUAAAACCCCAGGGGAAAGAGUCUUCUGUGGGCCUGGCGCACGGCUGAUUCCUAAUUCUAUCGCAAAAAUUGGCGAAAAUUCCUAUAUAGCUGAUCUCACACUCAGCGUUGACAAUGAGCUCCUUGUCGUAAAAGCCAAAGGACUGUUAAAAUAUAUCAGCAAAAUAAUUGAGGCUUAUGAAAAAGAGCUGCUUCCUGAGGAGCGAAAAUGUGCUCAAAAAAUCGCAUAUGACUACUAUGAGAAAAAAGAAUUAGUCAGCCCACUUAAAGGGCUUGAAGAAAAGGAUUUUGAAAAGAAUGAGGCUAUUACUAGCAAAUUGGGUUGCAUGGAAAAGCAUUUUUUGAGUUUCCAGUCUAAUAAAUGUGAAAGUAAGUUAAAAGUUAAAUUGGUCAUGAGCAGAGUGGCCAGCUAGCCUUUGCCUUGACUUGGCUCAAAAAGCCAGUCUCCAUUUGUCUCAAGUCGAAUUAGGAAUGGAAUAAUUAUUUGGAUUUCCAGCUGAACCACCUGCCAAAAUAUCAGCUCUCUAGGUAGAAAUACCAUUUGGGAGGUAUCCGAUGGAAAAGACUUUGGAAGGCAAAGCCUGUCUAGCCUAAGCAGAAACCUUUUUGAAAAAAACUUCCCUGUUCUGCAAGGCUUUUCCUUUAAGAUCUAUUUCAAAAAGGGACAGAGGCCUGCUUUCAGUGUCAUCAGGACUGGCUUCUAAUGCAUCUUCCCUACUAUUAUAUUUUCUGUAAAAGUAAGUGCUGGUGUGAAAUUUAUGACUAUUGUACUAAAUGCAAAGAUGAAAAUGCAAAAAAUAAAGGAUGAUAUUGUUUCUGUAAGGACAGGUUCUAUAUGUAUGAGAGGGAUAAUAGCUGUAAAGGUAAGAUUUAGACAGCUUGCUCUAAAUAUUGUUUGACAUGUACAUUGGCAGGCAGAUGCCUAAGGUGUAAGGCUCCUAAUUUUGUGUCUGAUGAUGAUAUUUGUAAGGGUUUAGAAAGCCUUCUUGAAGUUGUAAAUUCUAAUGACACUCGUACAGCAAAUGCGGAUAUUAUAGAGGCCAUUCCGGAAUCAAUAAAAAUGAAUACCCAAGCUUAUUCGGUACAAAUUUCGGGUAUUACAUGAGCCCAGACGAAAAUUCUUAUCAAUGAUUUUAUCAGGCAUAAACCCUACAAUAGCCACUCCAUCAAAAGAAACCUUUUACUAAGACUUUGAAAAGGCCAAAGGAAGCGUCCAAAAGCUAGAAGUAAGCUCAAUAAAAGGUGGGUAUCUUAA